Messenger RNA from Dovyalis caffra, 942 nucleotides. Lineage: Eukaryota; Viridiplantae; Streptophyta; Magnoliopsida; Malpighiales; Salicaceae. The record is from the annotation of a GenBank genome assembly.
AUGAUGAUGCACCAAGGGGUGGUUCAUGAGAAACCCGAGGCCUGUGCUUGGAUGGCAGGUGGAGAAGGUGACACUGAGGAAGGGGACAAUAAGCAGAGUCCCAAUAUUGGAGAGGGCUCGGAUCUUGUUAUUGGAGGGUCGAACCGUGACCACCUUGAUGGUUCUAUGGUGGGUUUCGAGAUUAAAAGGAAGAAAAGGAUGCCCAGACAGAGGAGAUCAUCUUCUACUAUCAAUCACCUUCUCUCUUUCGCUGCUAAUGCUUCCUGCUCUGCUACCAGUCACUUGCACGUGCCUACCUUCUCUCUUCCUCUUCAAGACCCUUCUUCUCCCCCCGCACGUGUCAUUGAUCCAAGGAGACUAAGAUUCCUUUUCCAAAAGGAACUUAAGAACAGUGAUGUAAGCUCUCUGAGGAGAAUGGUACUCCCAAAGAAAGCAGCUGAGGCAUAUCUCCCUUUUCUGGAGUCCAAGGAAGGGAUUUUUAUCAGGAUGGAUGAUUUGGAUGGUCUACAUGUUUGGAGCUUCAAGUACAGGUACUGGCCUAAUAACAAUAGCCGAAUGUACGUACUUGAAAACACAGGGGACUUUGUUAACGCUCAUGGAUUACAGCUUGGAGACUUUAUUAUGGUAUACAAAGAUCAUCAAAGUCAGAAUUAUGUCAUCCAAGCUAAGAAGGCCUCAGAUCAAAAUGUAUAUACUGAUAUAGCUAGAAAUGCAGUCAAUGACUUUGUUCUUCAUGACUGUGAAGUUAACAAAUUCAGCUCCUUCUAUGUGAAUUAUCCUGUGGUUGACAAUACAGGCUUGUCGUUUAUCUAUGACACCACUACCUUCUCAAAUGACUCACCACUUGAUUUUUUGGGUGGAUCAAUGACUAAUUUCUCAAGGAUCGGUCAUCUGGAAAGCUUCGGUUCUGUUGAGAACUUGUCUCUGGAUGACUUCUAUUAG